CCGCUAGCCGCUUGCUCACCGGCUGCUCCCGGAGGCGGUGGAGGGAGCGCGCAGCCCGGGGACUCGCAUUCCCCGGUCCCCCUCCGCCCCAGGCGGCCCGGACCAUGGACGCCAGGUGGUGGGCAGUGGUGGUGCUGGCUGCGCUCUUCUCCUUGGGGGCAGGUGGGGAGACUCCUGAAUCCCCUCCGGAGUCAUGGACCCAGCUAUGGUUCUUCCGCUUUUUGGUGAAUGCUGCUGGCUACGCAAGCUUUAUGGUACCUGGCUACCUCCUGGUGCAGUACUUCAGGCGGAAGAACUAUCUGGAGACAGGCAGGGGUCUCUGCUUCCCCCUGGUGAAAGCUUGUGUGUUUGGCAAUGAGCCCAAGGCCUCUGAUGAGGUUCCCCUGGCUCCCCGGGCAGAGACGGCAGAGACCACCCCCACUUGGCAAGCCCUGAAGCUGCUCUUCUGUGCCACGGGGCUCCAGGUGUCUUAUCUGACUUGGGGUGUGCUGCAGGAAAGAGUGAUGACCCGCAACUAUGGGGCCACAGCCACAUCACCAGGGGAGCGCUUCACAGACUCACAGUUCCUGGUGCUCAUGAACCGAGUACUGGCACUGAUUGUGGCUGGCCUUUACUGCCUCUUCUGCAAGCAGCCCCGGCAUGGGGCACCCAUGUACCGGUACUCCUUCGCCAGCCUGUCAAAUGUGCUUAGCAGCUGGUGCCAAUAUGAAGCUCUCAAGUUUGUCAGCUUCCCCACCCAGGUGCUGGCCAAGGCCUCUAAGGUGAUCCCUGUCAUGUUGAUGGGAAAGUUAGUGUCUCGCCGCAGCUAUGAACACUGGGAAUACCUGACAGCUGGCCUCAUCUCCAUUGGGGUCAGCAUGUUUUUGCUGUCCAGCGGACCAGAGCCCCGCAGCUCCCCGGCCACCACACUCUCGGGUCUAAUCUUAUUGGCAGGCUACAUUGCUUUUGACAGCUUCACUUCAAACUGGCAAGAUGCCCUGUUUGCCUAUAAGAUGUCAUCGGUACAGAUGAUGUUUGGGGUCAAUUUCUUCUCCUGCCUUUUCACAAUAGGUUCACUGCUAGAGCAGGGGGCCCUCCUGGAGGGGACCCGCUUCAUGGGGCGACACAGCGAGUUUGCUGCCCACGCCCUACUACUCUCCAUCUGCUCCGCAUGUGGCCAGCUCUUCAUCUUCUACACCAUCGGGCAGUUUGGGGCUGCUGUCUUCACCAUCAUCAUGACCCUCCGCCAGGCCUUUGCCAUCCUUCUCUCUUGCCUCCUCUAUGGCCACACUGUCACUGUGGUAGGGGGACUGGGGGUGGCUGUGGUCUUUGCUGCCCUCCUACUCCGAGUCUAUGCCCGAGGCCGCCUAAAGCAACGGGGAAAGAAGGCUGUCCCUAUUGAGUCCCCUGUGCAGAAGGUCUGAGGGGCUGAAAGGGGGCCUGAAGGAUGAAGUGAAAUAGGACCCUCUCACCACACCAGUCCUCUCCUACUGUAACUUGAGGCAGUGGCUCAAGGGCAAAAUGCAGGUUCUCAGUAUCAUAAGCCAGCUCUGCAGCUGGGGGUGGGAGCCCAGGAGGCAGCCUUCCCCCCUGCUUUGCCUUAAGUCACCCAUCCUUCAAUAGGCAGGCUUUUCUCUACCCCAGAGAAGAGUCCUUAGCUUAAGCUAGGACGGGGUGGCUGUCAGGAGUCAAGAGGACAAGCACCUUCUAGACUCCUCCCCCAAGUUCCCUGAAGUCUGACCCUAGCCCUUGGCUGUACCACCAGCACCUGAUGUACUGCUUGUCCCCCAUCUUGAGAGGGAGACCCCCUCGGAUACCUGCAUUUCUUACUCUGGUGAGAAAAGCACAAGUGUUAGAGGCUCCAAAUGCUUUCUCAGGAGGUUGAGUUAAAGAUGGUGCUGCGCUGAGGGGGCUGGAGAACCCUGCCCAGCACCACCACCCUCAUGCUCCCGGACCCCUAGGCUCUGCUCCAUGAGCCAGUUGCAGGUUUUGGUACUUUGGAAAUGUAACUUUUUGCUCUUAUAAUUUUAUUUUAUUAAAUUAAAUUGCUGCAGUGGACUUA
Molecule: messenger RNA, 2041 nt
Organism: Galeopterus variegatus (Sunda flying lemur)
Lineage: Eukaryota; Metazoa; Chordata; Mammalia; Dermoptera; Cynocephalidae
Gene: SLC35B2
Product: solute carrier family 35 (adenosine 3'-phospho 5'-phosphosulfate transporter), member B2
Exons: 4
Coding region: 105-1403 (432 amino acids)
Biological process (GO): transmembrane transport
Cellular component (GO): endoplasmic reticulum membrane; Golgi membrane
Molecular function (GO): 3'-phosphoadenosine 5'-phosphosulfate transmembrane transporter activity
Source: RefSeq, a predicted model, not a curated record